This is a messenger RNA of Lates calcarifer (barramundi perch), 1099 nucleotides long. RefSeq names its product NADH-cytochrome b5 reductase 2. Gene Ontology annotation, cellular component: mitochondrion. Gene Ontology annotation, molecular function: FAD binding; oxidoreductase activity. The record is from RefSeq and is a predicted model, not a curated record. Bases 121 to 1032 code for a protein of 303 amino acids. The transcript has 9 exons. NCBI's taxonomy places the organism in Eukaryota, Metazoa, Chordata, Actinopteri, Centropomidae.
GCCAUGCCCUCUUAAAGAGAGAGAGAGAGUGAAGUCGAUCAUUGCUCUGAUUCUACAGACUCUGAUCUCUUAGGCUGCAUGAGGAGGAGGUUCUGACACACUUUCUAAAAUUUUGAGACUAUGGACCAGACCUUGAUAAUCCCAGUGGUGGCAGCUUUUUCUGUGGUGGUGGUGACAAUGCUGUACUUCCUCCUGCGAGGCUCUGUGGGAGAGAAGAAGCUACCUGUCACUCUGCAGGACUCUAUGGUCAAAUACUCACUUCCCCUAAUAGACAAACAGGAAAUCAGUCAUGACACAAAGAAAUUUCGGUUUGGCCUUCCAUCUGGAGCUCAUGUCCUUGGACUACCAGUUGGUCAGCAUGUGUACCUGUCAGCCAAAGUGAAUGGCAGUCUGGUGGUCAGAGCCUAUACUCCAGUCUCUAGUGAUGAGGAUCAGGGAUAUGUUGACCUUGUUGUAAAGGUAUACUAUAAGAAUUGUCACCCCUCCUUUCCAGAGGGAGGGAAGAUGUCUCAGUACUUGGACAACAUGGCUAUUGGAGACACCAUUAACUUCAGAGGACCUAAUGGACUGCUGGUGUAUAAAGAAAAUGGUCAUUUUUCGAUCCGACCAGACAAGAAGUCUGAGCCCAAGGUUCGGAAGUUUAAGCAUGUUGGAAUGAUCGCUGGAGGAACAGGUAUCACUCCUAUGCUGCAGCUAAUUCACAGGAUCGCAGCAGACCCCACUGACACCACCAGGUGUUCUCUCAUAUUUGCCAACCAGACUGAGAAUGACAUUCUACUGAGGGAGGAGCUGGAGGAGGCAAGGAAGAAUCAUCCUGACAAAGUCAAGCUCUGGUUUACACUGGACAAACCUCCACAAGACUGGAGUUACAGUUCAGGAUUUGUGACCUAUGACAUGAUCAAGGAUCACCUCCCUUCUCCGUCCACUGAUGUCCUUAUUGUCCUGUGUGGUCCUCCACCAAUGAUACAGAAUGCCUGUCUGCCUAAUCUGGACAAGCUGGGACACAAAACGGAAAACAUAUUUUCUUACUAGUGCUCCGAUUGCAUACAGAACUGCUUUGUCCUGCUGAUGCUGAUGGUCUGUCCAAAAUGCCAAACAA